This is a messenger RNA of Penicillium bovifimosum, 1167 nucleotides long. RefSeq lists its product as uncharacterized. The transcript has a single exon. Bases 1 to 1167 code for a protein of 388 amino acids. Lineage: Eukaryota; Fungi; Ascomycota; Eurotiomycetes; Eurotiales; Aspergillaceae. The record is from RefSeq and is a predicted model, not a curated record.
AUGGAACCACAAACCCUCCCCAGUACGCGAGCAUCCUCUUCCUCCAUCCCUCGUCAAAGAUGGUCUCAACUAUCCUCCAACACACCCCAAGUGCCCGGCCCUGCAACCGCCAACUCACGGCACGACUCCACUACCGCAUAUCGUGCCCCAGCUCUCCGCCAGCGGACUGGUCCCCCGAGAUCCCAGUCUCGAGCAGACCCCUCUGAACAAAGACCGUCAACACCUACCCGCCCCGUCCUCGUUAGAGCGUAUUCAGGCGAGCACAAUAAACCAACGCAACAAUCCACCAUGUCCCGCCGCUUCUUUCCUUUCCCCGGAAACUCUACUCCCCGUCCAUCCCAGGAGAUCAUCUUCCCCUCGGACAAGGACUUCAGUAUCGAAAGUAUACUACAAGCCAUCGAGCCCGAUAUCCGAGGCACGCUAGACUCCAUCGCCGAAAUCUGCGGCCGGAGCAAGCUAAGCCUUGCCAAUGAAUAUGGCAGUCACAUCGCCCCGCUAGGUGAGAUAUGUGCUACACCAAGUGCCCUGAACCCAGUCGAGGAGGUGCGACCUGAACAGGAACGGCUCGAUGAUAGUAUCGUUGUGGGUGAAGAGGGGAAUUUGAAUCUGCAUUUGAAUAUGGAUUUGCCUGAUGCUGCUCGGGAUAUGCAUCCUUUCUCAUUUCAUCGGUAUUUGGAGACUUUGCGACAUACCGCUUCCAUGGGGGAUGGUGCGGAUCGCUUGCCGCAGAGGGAGAUGGAGCGUCCGCGCUCUCCGGGGAUGAAUUCACAGGCGGAGACUGUUUUGGCGGUUCGUGAGGUGCCGCUUGCGCGGGAGUUCGUCUCGAGACCCAGGGGGAGUGGACGGGACCUUUUGGCGGGCACUGUCUGUGGGGAGGGGAGGUCUGUCAAUAUGGCUACGCCGGCUGUUGUGUCGGAGGUGUAUUUGGCGGCCAGUGCGGAUGAUCGGGUUUCUGGUGAUUCUGGUCUGGCUCAGACUGCGAGUAGUGAUGGGGCUGGAAUGGGACGCUCAAGUACGGAGAUUAUUCAUUCUCUGCUUGGGUGGCUGAAAUGGAGUUCGGAUAUUGUUGGUACUCGCUCGAGUCCUGCUUUGCAGUCAGCUGAGGAUAAGCUCAGAGCGAUGUUGGAUCGUGCGGGGAAUCGGGGUGUCGCUUCGACGGCAAGUUGA